Messenger RNA from Frieseomelitta varia, 1870 nucleotides. RefSeq names its product splicing factor U2AF 50 kDa subunit (gene U2af50). The coding region runs from base 231 to 1511 and encodes 426 amino acids. The transcript is spliced from 8 exons. Gene Ontology annotation, molecular function: pre-mRNA 3'-splice site binding; poly-pyrimidine tract binding. Gene Ontology annotation, cellular component: U2AF complex; nucleus; U2-type prespliceosome. The record is from RefSeq and is a predicted model, not a curated record. Gene Ontology annotation, biological process: mRNA processing. NCBI's taxonomy places the organism in Eukaryota, Metazoa, Arthropoda, Insecta, Hymenoptera, Apidae.
UGUUCCCGCGUUACAGUCAGGUAAAUAAGUCGGUUGGUCGUAAUGGCCGGAGAACUCGCAAGAUAGUAAACAUAUCUUGAAGCGUUUUCAUUCAAUAUUCCGCUUAAAAGAACUUCAACUAUCAAACGUUUACUUAAUUUCAUUGUGUAUAAAAUAACAAUUAAGUAUUUUUUGCAAGAUCGUGUGAAUUUAUUGGUAACCUGAAAAUAAGCAUCCACGAAGUCAUUCUUAUGGAUCGAGACCGCCAAGACCGUGAGAAAGAUAGGGACAGGGAUAGAGAUCGUGAUAGAAGACACAGAUCUCGUAGUAGAGAUCGUAGAAAACGUUCUCGCUCACGUUCUAAAGAUAGAAGAGAUAGAAAAAGAAGUAGCUCACCUAAAAAAAGUCGCAGUUCUAGAAGGAGGAAGCCAUCUCUUUAUUGGGAUGUUCCACCACCUGGAUUUGAACAUAUUACUCCUUUGCAGUAUAAAGCUAUGCAAGCUGCAGGACAAAUACCUGCAAAUAUUGUGGCAGACACACCACAGGCUGCUGUACCAGUUGUUGGUAGUACAAUAACCCGCCAAGCAAGGAGAUUAUAUGUAGGGAACAUUCCAUUUGGUGUGACUGAAGAAGAAAUGAUGGAGUUCUUUAACCAACAAAUGCAUCUAUCUGGUCUUGCUCAAGCUGCUGGAAAUCCAGUAUUAGCGUGUCAGAUCAAUUUAGAUAAAAACUUUGCUUUCUUAGAGUUCCGUUCGAUAGAUGAAACAACGCAGGCUAUGGCAUUUGAUGGUAUUAAUUUCAAAGGGCAAAGUUUAAAAAUAAGAAGACCACAUGAUUAUCAACCAAUGCCAGGAAUGACUGAUAAUCCAAGUAUGAACGUGCCAGGUACGGUUCCCGAUUCUCCUCACAAGAUCUUCAUUGGUGGUUUACCCAAUUACUUGAAUGAGGAACAGGUGAAGGAGUUACUGAUGAGCUUUGGACAAUUGAGAGCAUUCAAUCUAGUAAAGGAUUCAGCUACAGGCCUAUCCAAGGGUUAUGCAUUCUGCGAGUAUGUCGACGUGUCAAUGACUGAUCAAGCGAUUGCUGGAUUAAAUGGAAUGCAGUUGGGAGACAAGAAACUAAUCGUUCAACGGGCUAGCGUUGGUGCCAAGAAUCCUAUGAUUGGUGCACAAGCUCCUGUUCAAAUUCAGGUGCCAGGAUUGUCAAUGGUGGGCACAAGUGGACCAGCUACUGAGGUUCUCUGCUUGCUAAAUAUGGUAACUCCUGAAGAAUUAAUGGAAGAGGAGGAAUAUGAAGAUAUUUUGGAAGACAUCAAAGAAGAGUGUAAUAAAUAUGGUGUGGUUCGAUCUGUGGAAAUACCCAGACCUAUAGAAGGUGUCGACGUACCCGGAUGCGGGAAAGUAUUUGUCGAAUUUAAUAGUGUGAUUGAUUGUCAAAAAGCGCAGCAGACUCUUACAGGACGGAAAUUUAAUAAUCGGGUUGUUGUAACAUCAUAUUUUGAUCCUGAUAAGUAUCAUCGCAGAGAAUUUUAAAAUAUAGAUUUUUUUUUUCUUACCGAUUAAUAAUUGACUCCACUGUAUAAUAAUCGAAUAUGAAUAAUCUUGUCAACAAAUCCAAAAAUUAUCAAUUCUCUUCUAUUAAAAUGUACAAAAUAACAUGCAAUUGAUUUUCAAUUAUACUGUGCAUUAAAUGAUAACUGUUGUAAUUUCGAUAACAUAACCAUAUAUAAAUAAAUUAUAAUUUAUAAAAUUGCUAAUAAGAAAAAAAAAUGGUAUGAAGGUAAUCAUUGUACAAAUAGGGACAUCAUUUUUUCGUUAAUCAGUAGUAUGGUUAAAGUAAUAAACCAUUGUUAAAGGCAGAAUUAUAUAAAAAUAAAUAAUAAAUUGUCACA